This is a messenger RNA of Rhipicephalus sanguineus (brown dog tick), 3231 nucleotides long. RefSeq names its product nascent polypeptide-associated complex subunit alpha, muscle-specific form. Gene Ontology annotation, molecular function: protein binding. Lineage: Eukaryota; Metazoa; Arthropoda; Arachnida; Ixodida; Ixodidae. The record is from RefSeq and is a predicted model, not a curated record. The coding region runs from base 196 to 1995 and encodes 599 amino acids. The transcript is spliced from 14 exons.
CUCAUGGGCAGGCGGCGCUACCAUCGUACCCCUUUAAUAAUGGCGUAGGUGCGUGAGUUUCUGACCGUUGGUGGAGCAGCCUCAUACUCGAGAGUCGUCAAUUGCUAACUUGUGUUAGUGAUUGUUAGGCGUGUUUACUUCGCUGUUCGACUCGCUGUACACAGAACUUUAUCAGCUCCAACCUUAUGUGCGCCUAUGGCCACAAAACCGCUCCGCCCUGCGCCUCCACCGCCAGUGCCGAAGGCUAGUGCACAAUCUCAAGCGCCUUCACUAGCUCAAAGAGAUAGCAACAACAACAAGAACGAGCGGAAGAAUGGUGUUGCACCGAGCCGGCCCACAGUUAUUCGACCCAAGGUCGUUCACACACCCAAGAAGAAGCCGCCUCCAAGGCCUCCACCACCAAAGGUUGGUGGCUUGCGUUCACAAAGGAACUCGGCACACAGUGAAUCUCACAUUGGCAGCAACGCUGCAGCAGCAGACAUUGAUGCGUUUUUCGGCUCAUCGGCGAAGAAAGACCCUUCUUGGACUGCAGUGCCAAAUGGGACGUCUUCUAGCCUAUUCUCUCGCCGCACUGGAUUUGUACGAGGCCAGCUGAACCUCUUUGGUUCGACCGGAAAGGGACAGCAGAAGGGAGCGCAAGCAAAGAAGGGGCCUGCACCGAAGCAGCCUAUUGCGGGUGCCGUCAGAAGCUCAUUUCGCAAAGGUGCAGCACCCGCACCUCCCGUGCCGCCACAUCGUGUGCCUCUUUCUGGUGCCACGGGCAAGGACAAUGGGGCACUGUUGAUCAGCUUUGAUUCUCCGCCAGCGUCACCGACCUGUUCGGUGAACAGUGGCUCAUCAGGUGCCAGCAGCGCAGCAUCGGGUGGUGGUCCAGGUGUUAGCAACGGAGGCCCCGUGUCGCUACUUGACUUGGAUGUGCCCCCCAUGCAGGAUGCACCAUGGGCUGGAGGGCGUGGCCUGCCCCACUCGCAGACAACUUUCUGGGGAAUGUCCCGUGAAGGGGGUGCUGGUGACGCAGCGCAGGACGACUCCUGGAACUUUCCCCGUAACGCAUCCCUGCCCAGUUUGUCCCAGGAGGCAAGCCUGCCUGCUUCAAGUGACCCCUGGAACUUUCCCGAGGCCAGCAUUGAUAGCCACGACAGGUCUCCAACUGAGGAGGAGUGGUCUCCACCUCCGCCAAUGCACCCACCGCCAGCACCGCCACUUGAAGAGGAUAGCGCGCAACAGGACCUUUCAGGAGCAGCUGUAGCAAGGCAAGAUUACCAAGCAUCUGCACCUGGGCAGCUCUCGCUAAAGGUGCAUGACCUCGUUGCGCUCCUAUCUGAAGAAGGGGCCGACUGGUACAGGUGUCGCUGUGGCACCGAAGAAGGCCUGGUACCCAAGAGCUGCUUGGACGUACUGGUUCUGCCGAGGAGGACUCCCAUGGAAAAUGGUGUUUCAGCGACGUACCGCAGAGCUCUGUACGACUUCGAGGCAGAGUCCAGCCAGGAGCUGAGCCUUCGGCAAGGGAACAUGGUGCGCCUGCUUGGUGUCUUGGACAGCGAUUGGGCUCUCGGAGAGAUCCACGGAAGAAGGGGCCGUUUUCCUCUUGCAUUCCUGGAGCCUGAAGCCCAGCCAGCAGGGUGCCCAGCAAUCGCGUUGUACAGCUUUAAUGCGGAACAAGACGGAGACCUGGGAUUCUCGGAAGGAGACACGGUUAUCGUACUUUCUCGUAUCAACAAGGACUGGCUGUACGGAGAGCAUAAAGGCAGGAGAGGGCAGUUCCCGGCUUCCUUUGUGCAACCAAUAUCGAAGAACACAUCCGCAAAGAGUGUGGACAUCUACCGAGCUGCAUUUGCAUUCGAAGCCCAGCACGCGGACGAACUCACCCUGCGCCCUGGAGACAAAGUCCAGGUGACCUGCAAGGUGAACAACGACUGGUGGCAAGGGAGGCUGUUGGGAUCAACUUCAAACGAAGGCAUCUUUCCCGCCGCCUUUGUGGAAAGCCUGUCCUAAAUGGUGUCGGGUAGCAAUGAACUUCUCGGCAGGAUAACAAAACAUAAUGCCUGCAAGGCAACUAAAUUUCCUCGCCCGCAGGCCGCAAGACCGGGGCGCUGCGGCACUUCUUCCGAACAUGUUAUGCACUUUGUAAACUUCUCGCUCCCGCGAGUGCUGCAGAGUACUUUUCACGAGUAUUGCCACGGUGCUGCAUGAGGGUGCUCGUACUGAAAAAUUUGUGUGCACAUACGGACUACAGACUGUAGCAGUGUAGGCCCCUACAGAUCACGCCAUUGGGUGGUUGGCAUCUGUAUGUAUGCAUCAGUUGAUAGGCGUUGACACGAACGCAUGCGUCCAGCGUGGUGCACUGUGUAUGUAGUUACGUUACCGUAGCGGCCAUACUUGCCAUGCCUAGGUCGUGUAAAUACGUGCUACCGGGCGUUUGCGGAACUGUUAGGGUACUGUGUACAACAUAUGCAAGUUGCCAAGGUAAUAAUUGUUGUGUUCAAAGGACUGCAAGGUCACACACAUUUUACAUAGGAUGGCGUGUUCAUCGCCAGCCACCUGUGUCAGUGUACUUGAAGCUUUUUGCGGGUACUCAUUUUCUCUGUGGGAACUUUUCUCUCUUUUUUGUUUCCGCUGCAGUUGCCCAUAGAGAGAUAAGUGCAAGCCUAGUCAGUGGGACACCUAGGAGAACAAAGGAAAACUAAUGACGCCGUAGUGUUUUUUUCUUUUGGCUUCUGCCUACACUGGCCAAGCGUUAUUCUGUGCAAGUGAUGCACUUGUCCGUUGAAUAUGGAUGGAGCACUUGCUUGUUUUGCAUGCGAUCAUGCUUUCUCGUGCCAGGCAUUUUCGUUCGUAUAGCAUCAUGCUUGAUUAUGCUGCAAAAAAUGAAAAUGAGUCAGCGUCAUUGUAAUAAUAUCUGCUUGCAUAUUUAUCGUGCGAAGGGAGCAGAUGUAAAAUCUGAUGGAAAGAUCAAAGAAAUAUUUGAGUGCGCCGCUGUGGCAGCAUGGCCAGUGCGCAGUGACAUUCCGAGUGAUGGUAUUGUUUUGUCGGAAAAUGUUUGCACUUUUCUAAGUACCUGGUGAACAAAAAGUGCAGACUGGACAGAAAGGUUUUUACACGGCUUUUUUUUACUAAAUGACGCCAGCUCGACCAGCACUGUGGCUGUCUGAUGCGUCGAGAUGACUGUAAAAUUUCUGAAUGUGCUUUUAUUUACACAAAGAAAAAAUAAACUGUGCGCAGGAUAUUUAA